AAAAAGCAAAAAAAAAAAAAAUUCCUAAAAAUAAAAAAUCUCAUCACCUUCUCUCCUCCUUGCUCUGUAUUUUUUUUUGGGUUUUUCUCUCUCUAAAUCCAUGGAUCCUUCUCUCUCUGUAACCAAUGAUCCUCAUCACCCUCCUCCGUUCGCUACAUCUUUCCCUCCUUUCACCAACUCCAACCCUUACGCCACUCCAAACAACCCCUUCUUCGCCGUCGCACCGCCAAACAACAACCAUCUGUUCCAAGCUCCGCCGCCGCAGCAGCAGCUAACUUCUCCGGUUCCUACUCACCCAUCCUUAAGCCAUCCUCCUUACUCCGACAUGAUAUGUACGGCGAUUUCAGCGUUGAACGAACCAGAUGGGUCAAGCAAGCAAGCGAUUGCGAGGUACAUAGAGAGGAUUUACACUGGGAUACCUACAACUCAUGGUGCUUUGUUGACACACCAUCUCAAGACUUUGAAGAACAGUGGGAUUCUUAUGAUGGUUAAGAAGUCUUACAAGUUAGCAGCUACUGGUCCUCCUACUAGUUUAGCUGUUGCUGCUGCAGCUGCAGCUGCAGCUACUGGUCUUGAACCUCCCAGAUCUGAUUUCUUAGUCAACGAGAACCAACCUUUACCUCAUCCGGUCAUAGCUUCUUCUACUCUUCCGACUCAGAAGCGUGGUCGUGGUCGACCUCCAAAACCAAAACCCGAUGUUCAAGCUCAACCUCAGACUAACGGGAAACCCACCUGGGAACAACAAACUGAAUUACCUGUUUCUCGACCGGAGGAGGUACAGACACAGCCUCCGCCUCCGCCUCAGGUACAGGUACAGAUACAGCCACAGCCGCCGGUUAAGAGACCACCGGGUCGUCCUAGAAAAGAUGGAACUCCCCCGACGGUGAAGCCUGCUGCUACGGUUUCCGGCGGUGUGGAGACUGUGAAACGAAGAGGUAGGCCUCCGAGUGGAAGAGCUGCAGGGAGGGAGAGGAAGCCUGCAGUAGUCUCAGCUCCAGCUUCGGUGUUCCCUUACGUUGCUAAUGGUGGCGUUAGACGUCGAGGGAGACCAAAGAGAGUUGAUGCUGGUGCUUCUUCCUCCGUUGCACCACCGCCACCACCACCACCAGUUAGCGCGGGGAGUGGAGGAGAGGAGGUUGCAGUCAAGAAAAGAGGACGAGGACGGCCUCCUAAGAUCGGAGGUGUUAUCAGAAAGCCUAUGAAGCCGUUGAGACGUUUUCCUCGUUCUGGUAGACCCGUGGGACGACCCACAAGCGAGAGCUAAGGAUAUUGUUACUGUGUUGAAAUCUGAGAUGGGAGGAAGUGAGAAUCGAGCGGUGAUUCAAGCUAUACAGGACCUGGAAGGGUUAACGGAAACAGAGACAACAAAUGAGCCACAGCACAUGGUGCAACUGCCAGACGAGGGACAUGUGCAAGGACAAGGGCAAGCACAAACAGAAGCAGAGGCAAUGCAAGAAGCGCUGUUCUAAAGAGAACCUUGACGCGCUGUUCUAAAGAGAACCUUGACACAAAAAAGCUAGUGGUGAUGAUGGUCGUGUUGUGUGUUCCAUGGAAUAUUUAAUCUUAUAAGGAGUGUUUGCAGGAGAGAUUACAAAAAGAACAAUGGAAUGAUGAUUGUGUCUUUAACCAAACAACAAGGAGAGGUAGGGUAACGUCUGUAAAGUGAAGUAGGAUGUUACCAUUGUUUAUGCUCCCCCAUCUCUCUCCGUCGUCCAUAUCUGUGUAGGAUAGUGCUCUUUGUUUCCUCGUGUUUUUUAGACUCACUCUUGCUCUUGUUCUAUUUUGUCUCUUUUAGGCUUUUUAGAUGUUUGUUGUUGAUGUUUAUCAAACCGCUUAUGUAAUUUUUAAUUUUUAUGACCACGUCCACUUUUAUGAUGCGUUCUUCCUUUUUCUUAAA
Messenger RNA from Camelina sativa (false flax), 1897 nucleotides. Lineage: Eukaryota; Viridiplantae; Streptophyta; Magnoliopsida; Brassicales; Brassicaceae. The record is from RefSeq and is a predicted model, not a curated record.